Molecule: messenger RNA, 3008 nt
Organism: Salvelinus namaycush (lake trout)
Lineage: Eukaryota; Metazoa; Chordata; Actinopteri; Salmoniformes; Salmonidae
Product: SLAIN motif-containing protein-like
Exons: 9
Coding region: 221-2125 (634 amino acids)
Biological process (GO): cytoplasmic microtubule organization; positive regulation of microtubule polymerization; microtubule nucleation
Cellular component (GO): microtubule plus-end
Source: RefSeq, a predicted model, not a curated record
CAGGCUAACAGGGACAUGGCUUAGCGUGGUUCGAGCAAUUACAUCGAUAAUCAUAUAGCUAUAUUUUUAUUACAUACAUCUCAUUUACUUUAAAAAAAAAAAUCUUUGUAAACGUACUUGAUUAACGCAAACUUGUGCGUUGGAUUUAUCAGGCUAAUUCGAGCAUUUCUUGACAACACGGCUCAUCUCAACCGGUGAAGCCAAGCAGAACAGGAGCAACAUGGUAGUUCCGGACAGCGCCGGUGAGGUCCAACCGGCAGGCAAUGACUGUACCGGGGGUCUCAUGAAGACGUCCCAGCCGAGCUACGAGGAGGAGCAGGAGCUAGCAGGGGUGGAGUUGGAAGAGGUACGUAAGCUCCAGGAGCUCAUUCGAAGACUCGAGGUCCAGAAUCAAACACUCCGCAACAGGGGAGGCAGUAAAAAUCUACAUCUUAGGGGAGCGACCACCACAAACAGUAACCUCACAACCAGUACCAACAUCAAUGAGAGAAUCUCUUCCAGCGAAGAGGUGACCAACACCAACUCCCCUCUCAGGUUGGGGAGCAGUGGAAGUUGUGGAACUGAACUAGGCAGCAGCAGUGACGUGGAGCUGUCCCCUCCUCAGGACAGUAGUAGCAGUGAGGAUAUGUCCCCGCUCCCUGCAGCUAACCAGAUAGAGGAUGCGGAUGGUGGACUGUGCGCAGGCUUUCUGACCCUGCCCUGCGGGAACGGACCAGGACCGGCGCAGACCCAGGGGCUAAGCCCAACCCCAGAGAGUCCCUCUCUGGACAGCUAUGAGUCUGAGACUCUGGCGGAGAGCGACUCUGGGGUGGACCAGUUGGCCCUGGAUGAGGUUGAUGUUCUGGACCUAUGGGAGGACCUUGCAGAGGUGGAUGACGAGGACAGCUGGUUGUAUGUCUCCCCUAAGAAGCAGGUAGUUGCUGAGCCCAGGCCUGAGUCUCCUCUGAAGUGGUGUCGGAAGGUUCUGGACCACCCCAGCCCAGAGACGGAGGUGGCCUGUCGCACCCUGCUCAACCGUCUCGACCAGAGUACACACCUACCUACAUCUCGCUGGAGGAACAUCUACAGCAGCGCUGGUCAGACGGGGGAGGCUGGCUCCUCUGGCUCUGGUCUCCUCUCUCCUGGGUACCACAACAAAUCCACUAACAAAAUCCUACUAACCAGUGGUGGCUCAGGCUACAUGAGUAUGUACUCUGCUCUGAGUUCCCAGUCGUCUAUAGACAGUGAGCUGAGUACCUCAGACGACUCCAUCACCAUGGGUUACAAGCUACAGGACCUCACUGACGUCCAGAUCAUGGCCCGCCUACAGGAAGAGAGUCUGAGACAGGACUAUGCCUCCAGCUCUGCCUCAGUGUCUCGUCGUAGUUCCUCUGCCUCCCUCCAGUCUCUACGUCGGGGUGGGACCUACAGCGACCAGGAGUUUGACACCUACAGCCUGGAGGAUGAGGAGGAUGAGUGUUGCUCUCUGCCCCAGCGACGCCUCCGCUACUCCCCCUCUCCCCUGGGCUCGCCCCGCUGCCUCUCCCCCUCCCCAGGCUCCCAGGGCCAGGCAGAGUACAGCAGGCUGGGGGCCCCCCGGCAACGUGCUCCACGUCGAUCGCUACAGGGGCCCGGGCCCGAGCUGCUAAAGUUCGCCAAGACCGAGGAAGAGGUGAGGCACAGCAUGCCUAACCUGGCCCCCCGCACCAGCCUGCGUUCCCUGGAGGCGGUCAGGAACAGCCGCAGCAUGGAGGCUAACCUCCAGAGCUCUGGCAACCGCAUAUCUCACCUGCCCCACUCCCCCUCCUCAGGUAUGUCAUCUAGUCGGAUGCGAGGCAGUGGCCAGUCCCCUCUGUCCAUGCGGGUCCCUGUCAAAGCCAUGGGCUCCAUGCCAGGGGCCCGCCAGCCCUCCAGGGGCCUGCCUGUAGUCCAGAGUGGACCCAAUGGAGGGGUACGAAGGGUCCAGUCCCCAGGGCCUGCCAAUGGGGGAGCCUACCCAGCUGGGAGAGCCUCUACUGGGGGUGGGAGGCAAGCAGCAGCCCCAUCCUCCAGGGGAAGACUGGCCCAGACACCUAGAAGGUCUAUGGGGAUGACUAGAAUGAAUGGCCCAAUCUCAAAUGAGUCGUGGAGAGACGGCUGCUACUGAGGCAACAAGGAAACUUCCUCCACCGCUCUCCUUUACCUCACAUUUUAGUAUAAACAACACCAACAUUGUGUACUGACUCUGAACAUACCCCUGUGGGCAACACCAACUUACUUGCCUCUGAACAUACCCCUGUGGGCAACACCAACUUACUUGCCUCUGAACAUACCCCUGUGGGCAACACCAACUUACUUGCCUCUGAACAUACCUCUGUAGGCUGGACCACUGUAGAUGAACAGACCUUCCUUGGCAUGAAGAACCCUCUCACACCAUGGUUAUACUGGAGAGAGACCGGAUAGAGAGUGACUUAGCGCACAAACACACACACCGCUCUAUCGCUCUAGGGACCUAGACCAAGCUUCCACAAAAUGUUGUUUUUAACAAGUCAAUUCCAGUCUAUAUUUUAUGAUAGUUGUUGAGAGAAGACUACGGGUUGUUUUUGAUUUGUUUACGUUCUGUACAAAUGAUUGAAGACCGUGGGUGGACUGUUCUAUUGUGUGAAGUUGAACUCCUAACUGAUAUGAAGGUGAUCUCAUCUUGGGUGUUGCAUGAUGUUUCUGUUUAGUUUCCUCUGAGGACAAAGAAGUUAGUUUGUUACAUAAUAGCCUUAUCAAUAGUAAGUCUGUUCUUCCAAGGAACAAACCCCAUGUUGAUGCGUGUGGGAAGGUUUUUUGAAUGUUUGUGAGUGAUUGAUUGUGAUUUCUCCUAUAAUGAUGUGUUGUCUAUUUGUGUUUUGCCGAGUCUGACGCAACAUCUCUGGACCACACUGCCCUUCCCUUAAGAAAAAUAAAACAUGUUAUUGUUGGGUUCAAUUCUUUGUGCCAAGGUGCAUUUCUGAUGCUGCAGCACUGUUUCUAAAAUCCAAUAAAGUACGACUUGUAGUUGA